Rotaria socialis is the source of this 1473-nucleotide messenger RNA. Lineage: Eukaryota; Metazoa; Rotifera; Eurotatoria; Philodinida; Philodinidae. The record is from the annotation of a GenBank genome assembly.
AUGCAGUCAAAAAUUUCUCUAACUACAAUUACGGCUGACGAAAAAAUCAAAUAUUACUUGCUAACUGAAACCGAAGCUUUACAUGAAAUUACGAAAGCAGCUAAAGAUGUCAAUGAAAUUCUUAAUUUACCAUCAACCACGUUGGUACGAUUAAUCCUGAAUAAUUUCCAUUGGGAUCAAGAUACACUUACAGAAAAGUUUUUUACAGACGCAGAAAUAUUAUUUAAAGAACUUAACGUAGCUAAUCCAUAUUUAUCACCGUCGCUUCAAUCGAAUCCUCUUUCGCCUGGACACGCUCCUGAACGUGAUCCAAUGCUUGCAGCUGUUGAACAAAUGGCAACUGAUAAUACAAAUAAAACUUGCCGCACUUGUUAUUCAGAAAAGCCUUCAGGUGAAUUUUAUGCAUUAAGAUGUCGACAUCAACAUUGUUUAACUUGCUGGCACAGUUAUCUCGAAGCAAAUAUAGGACAGCACGGUUGUCUUAGACCAAUAUAUUGUCUAUCAAGAUGUAUUGAAGUUAUUGACGAUGAAAAAAUCUUAGAAUUAUUAUCAAAUGAUCAAAAUCUUUGUGAUCGUUAUCGAAAAAAUUUGGUACAAGCAUUUGUUGAAGCAAAUCGUUUAACACAAUGGUGCCCAGGAAAUGGAUGUGUAACUAUAGUUAAAUUAAACACCUAUUCCGCUAAUCGUGCACAUCUUAUUGAAUGUGAUAACUGUAAAACAUCAUUCUGCUUUCAAUGUUCAAAGCCGUGGCAUGAACCGAUUCAAUGUUCAUUGUUGGCAAAAUGGGAACAGAAAAAUUGCAAUGAAUCAAUGAAUGGCACAUGGGUGAUUGCUAAUACAAAAGAUUGUCCAAAAUGUCAUUCGGCUAUUGAAAAAAAUGGCGGUUGUAAUCAUAUGACGUGUAGAAAACCAGGAUGUGGCUAUGAAUUUUGUUGGUUAUGCUUCGGCGAUUGGAAGUCACAUGCAACUCAACAAUGCAAUGUUUAUCAUGCACAGGCAACCGAAGAAGCUCAAGCCAGUGCUCGCGAAAUUCUCAAACGUUACAUACAUUAUUUUACACGCUAUCAAGCGCAUAGUCAAUCUCUUGAGUUUGAAAGUAAACUCAAAGAAAAAGUUGAAGAACGUCAAAAGGAAAUGGAAGUCCGAGCGAUGACGUAUGCAGAUCGACAAGCUCCGGGAAAAGCAUUUGAAGUUUUGCAACAAUGCCGACGUACGCUGAAAUACACAUAUCCAUUUGCAUUCUAUUUGGAACGAAAUAAUGAAUCGAUAAUGUUCGAAGACAAUCAAGCACAUUUAGAGCAAACAACAGAAAUUUUAUCGGAAUUUCUCGAACGUGAAUUCGAUGGCCAACAUGAAACUGUAUUAAAAUUAAAAGAUACAACAAAUUUUUGCGAACAACGAAGAAAAAUUUUAGUGAAAGAUUGUAAAGACGGAUAUAGUAAACAGAGAUGGAUAGGUCUUGAUCCAUACUAG